Beauveria bassiana ARSEF 2860 is the source of this 1761-nucleotide messenger RNA. RefSeq names its product PAF-acetylhydrolase family member. The coding region runs from base 1 to 1761 and encodes 586 amino acids. NCBI's taxonomy places the organism in Eukaryota, Fungi, Ascomycota, Sordariomycetes, Hypocreales, Cordycipitaceae. The record is from RefSeq and is a predicted model, not a curated record. The transcript has a single exon. Gene Ontology annotation, molecular function: 1-alkyl-2-acetylglycerophosphocholine esterase activity.
AUGCCGCGACGCCGCAGCAGCACCGCCGACCGCGAGGUCCAAGUCGAACUCGAGCCCUUCCAUGACGACACAUCAUCCUCUUCCUCAUCUCCCACAUCUCCCGACGACCAUCCCGACUCGCCCCUUCUCGAAACUACGCCGCCUUCCACCUCCUCCUCAUCAUCAUCAUCCUCCUCCUCCUCCUCCGUGCCGAAAUGGCUCUCACCACCGCCCUACGCUUCCCACCGGGGCGCCACCCGUCACCUCCUCCGCCUCGCGCACCUUCUUCGUCCACGCCGUUCCUGGCGCUCCCUCAUCUUCCAUCUCGUCGCUCUCUACGCCCUCGUGUGCUUUUUCCGCGGCGAGCCCUUUUUCGCCUCCAACCUCCCCCAUCCUUCCCACCUCGACGCCUCCGCCUCCUAUUACGAUGUCGGCACCGUCGACGUCGAGGUGCCCCUCAUCCAGCCGCGCCGCCUCUCCGACACGGCGCUGCGGUCCUCUGGCCAGCCCGCCUACCUCCUCGAGUCUGUCCUCUUUAGCCUACACUACCCUGUUGCGCCGGGUGCCCGUGCCGCCUCCUCCUCGCCCCCUCCGCAUCCCUGGCUCUCGCGGCCCGUCAGCCUCACCGCCGCCGGCUUUGCGCGCCUCGCCCACGCCGACAUUUUUUUCCUGCGACCCAUCUUUACUUUUUUGCUCUGGGCCGUUGCCGGGCGCGUCGAGAUUCGCGCCGCGGUCGAUGCCCCGCUGCUGCUGCAGACGGCCACCGACAGCAGCAGCAGCAGCAGCAAUAGCAACGACACGAGCUUCCCAGUCAUCGUCUUUUCCCACGGCAUGGCCUCGUCGCGCACAGACUACACGGCCUAUCUCGGCGCGCUCGCCGCCCGCGGCCACGUCGUCGCCGCCCUCGAGCACCGCGACGGCAGCUGCCCCGGCACGCGCGUCCAGAUCAAGGGCAAGCCGGACCGCGACGUUGUGCACUUUGACGCCCGCCACGUGCUGUCGACGCCGCCCAUGGACACGGCGACGAUGAAGAAGGAGCAGUUGGCGUUUCGCGAGGCCGAGAUCCAAGAGGCCAUCAAGACGCUGCUCGCCAUCAACGACGGCCACGGCCGCCAGGUCUACGACCAAAACUCCCGCGGCGAGGGCACCACCCUCCAGGAAUGGACCGGCCGCCUCGACUUUUCGCGUCUCGUCAUCGCUGGCCACUCCUACGGUGCCACCGGCGCUCUCCAAGCCCUUCGCCCACAUUCUUCCUCGUCCUCUUCCUCGUCCUCCUCAUCCUCCUCCAUCCCCUAUACCCCUCCCCCCGCCGCCGGCAUCAUCCUCGACCCGGGCAAAGGUUCCGGCCCUCUCAACGCCGACGUCGACGUCCCUCUCCUCGUCGUCCAGUCCGAGUCGUGGUCCCGCAUCGCGAGCCCCUUUUUCGGCCGCCCCCACUUCGACACCGUCCGCGACCUCGUCGCCGACGUCUGCAACCGCACCGCCGCCGCCUGGUUCCUCACCGCCCGCGGCACCGCCCACCCCUCCGUCACCGACGCGCCCCUCAUCGAGCCCCUCCUGCUGAGCGCCGUCACCGGCGCCCGCUGGGGCGUCCGCGACGCCCUCGCGCAGUACGUAAACGUCACCGUCGAGUUUAUUCACGCCCUGCGCACCCGCGAGCCCGCUCACGUCUUGGCCGAGGCCGUCACGCACGAGGACUACGGCGCUUGGGUCAGCAAGGAGCGCGAGGCCGCAUUUCCCAAGGAUAUGGCGCAUCUGUGGGAGGUCCAUGUCGCUCCCUAA